CUCCGCACUUUCUCACUCCACAUAUAUUUUUCUCCCCGGCAAAAACUCAUUUACUUUCCGCGCGAAGACCAAAUCUCUCCCUAACCCUAAAAGAAACCGACAUAGAGGAGAAGGAUGCUGAAAGGCGAAAGCUUGGGAGCUAAAGGUCCCUCUUUUUCUUGCGAUACCGAAGACGCUGCGCAGGAAAGUAGGGUUUUUUAUCCGGCCGGAAGUUCUUAGAGGGAUUUGGCGGGAAAUUUCCAAUGGAGCGGAUGGAAGCGGAUCUGCUGUGGAAUAAGAACUCCCUUUCCGACGAGGAGGUUGGUUCGGCGGCUGAGGAGAACAUGAUUUUUGGCAUCAAUUUUAAUGAAACCGAUACUGUUGGGAAUGAAUCUGCACAUUAUGAGAAGUUCCUGCUUGAUGAUUUUGACAAUUAUGUGGAUGAGAUUAACGAUCGCCUCACGGUUUCGAGAUUGGUAACCGACUCAGUCAUUAAGGGGAUUGUGAAUGCUGUAAUUGAGGAAAGUACUGAGAAAAUUGCUUUAAAGGAAGCUGAGAUAGCUUGCUUGAAGGCAAAGUUGCAUGCUUCUAAUUAUGUCAAUAGUUUGGCGCCAUCAGUGGCGGCAUCAGUAAAUUUGAACUUGAGUUUUGAUAGUAUAACGACCAAUCAUUUGAGCAGAAUAAAGAUGUCUGUUGAAAAUCAGUUUCAGAGGCUUAAGGAGGAGUUUGACUAUGUGAGAAAUUCAAAAUUUUCUUGUUCAACAAAUGUUUGUUCUACAAAUAAAGUGGUGUUCAAGGUUCCUACUCAAGGAAGAACAGAUGAGAAAUUGCAUGUUCUCAGUAAAAAAAUAGAAUUUUUUAGAGUAAUGUUAUUUGGUUAUUUUGAUGAAAUCAAUAAUUUGUUUAGCUCUAUGAAACUUUCAGCAAUGGAACAGCAAUGGGAGAAUGAGUUGCAUGAAGAAAUUAAUGCUAUUCUUGUUCAGAAUUAUGUUAGAGAUAUUCAGGAAAAGUGUGAAACUAAGAUUUUGGAGCAGCGAAAACAGAUGAAUGCGCUGAGCACGAAGGUUGGUGAACUCUCCUUGGUGCGUGAAGAUCUCAAUGCUAUUUCUAAGUCGUUAUUGAACUCGGAUCAAAGUCUUCUCUUAUCACACAGCAGCAGCGAAAGUUUAGAAGAGCUAAAUAAUACGAGGUGGAAGGAUCAGUUCCAUGUUAAGGCUUUGGGAAAUAAUCACUCAUCUUCUGCAUCACAUAAAGGGGAAAAUGGUGCUAAUAUGAUGCAGGAAGCUCAGCAUUUUGGGAAACCGAUGUUGGAAUCUAUGGAUUUUCACCUAAAGCACUUGUCGAAGGAAGAUCUCGCAGAUUAUUAUAAAAUUGAAAUGACAAAAAUGCGGAGGCAACACGACAAAGCGAUGGAAGAGAAAACUGAUGAGUUGUUCAGGCUGAAAAGGGAAUUUCUCAAGGAAAAGGGCUCUUUGUUUUCGAAGAAAGAUAAGGAGAUUGAAAAUUUGAAGAAACAUAUCCGCCGAAUUAUCGUAAAUCUAGAUGAUAUCCUAGCGGAGGAGUUAGAUUUUGUUGUUUGUGAUGAUUCAAACGAGGUUUGUACUUUGAAGAAUAAAAUUUCUUCCAUGUUUAUCGAAAAUCAAAGGCUACGAGGUUUACUUAUAGGAAAAAGGAAGGAGGCGGAGUAUCUAUCCUCACAGGUCACAGAUUUUGGGUUCCAAAUAUUACAAAAUGCAUCAGUAAACCAAAACUUAUUGGAACAGAUAGCAAAUCUGAAGGGGAAGCUUGAAGAUUUGAAUACAGAAGUUGCUGUUAAAGAAGAAAUAGAUGCUAUAGUAUUGAAUGAGGUUAUUAGUAAGCUUAAUCUUCAAAUGGAGGAUGCUGUAAUGGAGAAUAGUUUCAUUCAUGAUUUUUACUCAGUUUUUAUUAAAGAAUCUGUGAGAAAUGAAAUGUUUAUGAUAAAUGAUAUUACACUAAAACGACAGGCAGAGAAGGCUUCCCUUGAUUCAGUAAUUUCACAGAAGGAAACGGCAUUACACUCAGAACUUGAAGAGAACGACAAAUUGAAGCAGGAAAUAAUUUCCUUAUCUGCAUUAAUUAGUGAGAAUGAAAAAGUUGUGCUCGAAGGUGAGACCUCCAUAACACAACGAAGGGAGGAAUUUGACACGGUUUACCGAGAGCUCGAUGAACUCAGAGAUCGAAUAAGCAUGCAAAUGCUCAUCAUUUCUGAGAACAAGAUUCAUUCGGAUUUCAUGAGGAGUCAGUUUGAUGAUGCUCUACAACAACUUACUGUUUAUGAAAUGGAGGUUGAUAAUUUGAAUCAGAAGUUAGCUAUUGCUUCCAGUUCUUUGGAGGAAUCAGAAAGGCAGAAGAUUGUUCUCAAUGGAAUCAUUGAAGAAAGGGAAAAUAAAUCACAAUAUUCAAUUUUGGAUGGAACUAAGGAAGAAGUAGAGCAGGUAGAAGUGAUGCUGAGCUUAUGGAAGAAAUUAUCAGAAGAUUCCUUAGACUUUGAAAGCAAGUUGGCAGAGACUAUUAAAAUAAAUGAAUCUAGGUUUGCUUAUUACAUUCUUCGAGCACUUAUCUAUCAUAGCUCUUUUAUGCAUUAUUUUACCCUGCGUACGAUUUUCUGUUAUUGGGACAGGUUUUUGUAUCCAUUUGCAAUAUAUUAA
Messenger RNA from Phalaenopsis equestris, 2648 nucleotides. Its product is annotated as WPP domain-associated protein-like. Bases 243 to 2648 code for a protein of 801 amino acids. The transcript has 2 exons. The record is from RefSeq and is a predicted model, not a curated record. Lineage: Eukaryota; Viridiplantae; Streptophyta; Magnoliopsida; Asparagales; Orchidaceae.